Dacryopinax primogenitus is the source of this 1167-nucleotide messenger RNA. RefSeq lists its product as uncharacterized. The record is from RefSeq and is a predicted model, not a curated record. The transcript has a single exon. The coding region runs from base 118 to 1167 and encodes 349 amino acids. NCBI's taxonomy places the organism in Eukaryota, Fungi, Basidiomycota, Dacrymycetes, Dacrymycetales, Dacrymycetaceae.
GGCGUUUCGGACGCACGAGCCUGGUGGGCUGGCUGGCGGCUUGGCAGGACAUUGAUAAACCUCGUUUACCCACGAACUCGCCCCCCACACUUGCCCCCCCAAGUCUCAACGCUCGUCAUGCACGCUUUCAUCGCUCUCCUCCUCCUGGGGUGCGCUGCACCGGCUCUUGGCUGGUCAUGGGAGGCCGACACCUAUCCGACCCAGUGCGCCCCACUCGAGAUCAACAUCACCUCGCCUGGUGUACCACCAUACGAUUUCACGUUCUACAGGCUGGCGGGGUAUGACCUACCCUUCCCGCAAUGGGGAAACGGCAGUGUGUGGAACUUCACUCUCCCAUUGAGUGAUGUCCCUGGUCAAGUCUUGGCAGACUACAUACUCCCCUGGGCCGCAGGCUCACCACUCCUCAUCGUCGGCAGCGACGCUACGGGGUUCGCUUCGGGCGGCACCUCCCAAGUGUUCACCAUCGCACAAAGCACGGGCAACGAAACCUCCUGCCUCUUUGGACAGGAGAACAACACAACCUAUCUCACCACCGUGCCCGCCUGGACCGAGCCUGUCACCCAAUGCGGGAACAUGACCAUCGUGCUCGACAACGUGGCUCUCCCGGUCACGAUCGAGGUGCUCGUCCCCGGCGGCGACUCGUUUGUGACGUCCACCGGUAACCUGCAGUAUCCCACAACUUCUCCGGGGAACGAGGGCUGGGCGGUCAUGCACACAUGGAUGAUGAACCUCACGCAAGGAACGAACGUCGCCUUCCAAGUCUCCGACGCGAACGGGCCGAUCUUCACCAGCGCGCUGGUGUCCGUCCAGAAUGGCAACGAUACUUGCCUGGCGGGAUACGUCCCGCCUUCGUCCGGCCUCUCAGGCGGCACGAACAAGACUGGCGCCAUCGUUGGCGGCGUCAUCGGCGGACUGGUUGGUGCCUUUGCCGUGGCCGCCUUCAUCCUCUUCGGUGUGCACCGGUACAACAGGCGCAAGCUUAUCCUACGAAGACAGACAAUCGGCCUGACCGCCUACUCCCCGACCAAGCCGGAACGACUGUCGAGAGACACUUGGCCGGGGAGGUACAGAGAUGACCCGGAGGAGGAAUUAACGGAUAGAGCGAGGGAAGGACCGGAGGACAAGCUCUGGGAGCAUAUGGAUCGGCGGAUGACAACCACGGAAUAG